AUGGAAACCAAAGAUGAUUAUACCCAAGAUGGUACUGUUGAUUUCCAUGGCAAACCUGCUGUUCCCUCCAAAACUGGCAAAUGGAAAGCUUGUGCUUUUCUCGUUGGUUAUGAAGCAUUUGAAAGAAUGGCUUUCUAUGGAGUAGCUUCAAACUUGGUGAAUUACCUUACUACACAACUUCAUGAAGACACUGUUUCAUCAGUUAGGAACGUGAAUAACUGGUCAGGAUCUGUUUGGAUUACACCAAUCCUUGGUGCUUACAUAGCUGAUUCUCACUUGGGUCGAUUCUGGACUUUCACCCUCUCAUCUCUCAUUUAUGUCUUGGGAAUGACACUUCUUACUAUAGCGGUAUCACUCAAGAGUUUGAAACCAACAUGCACAAAUGGUGUUUGUAACAAAGCCUCAACAUCACAAGUUGCAUUUUUCUACACAGCACUUUACACUAUGGCAAUUGGGGCAGGUGGAACAAAACCAAAUAUAUCAACUUUUGGUGCUGACCAAUUUGAUGAUUUUAAUCCUCGUGAGAAAGAGUUAAAGGCUUCUUUCUUUAACUGGUGGAUGUUUACCUCAUUUUUAGGCGCCUUAAUUGCAACUUUAGGCCUUGUAUACAUUCAGGAGAAUUUAGGAUGGGGACUUGGGUAUGGUAUUCCUACUGCUGGUUUAGUAUUGUCCUUGGUUAUUUUCUAUAUAGGGAUGCCGAUUUAUCGACAUAAAGUUAGGACUUCUAAAAGUCCUGCUAGGGACAUAAUUCGUGUCCUUAUUGCUGCCUUUAAGAAUAGAAAACUUCAACUUCCAAGUAACCCUUCGGAUCUGCAUGAGUAUGAGAUGGAAGAUAAUGUUGGCAGGGGAAAACGGCAAGUCUAUCACACUCCAACUUUGAGGUUUUUGGACAAAGCUGCUAUUAAAAAAGAUCCUACUAGAGGUUCAUCAAGAGUUCCAAUGACAGUAAACCAAGUAGAAGGAGCAAAGCUAAUUUUUGGCAUGCUCCUAAUAUGGCUAGUAACACUGAUUCCAAGCACCAUUUGGGCACAAAUCAACACUCUUUUUGUGAAACAAGGCACCACCUUAGACAGAAACCUUGGUCCUGAUUUCAAAAUUCCAGCAGCGUCUCUUGGUAGCUUUGUAACCCUCUCCAUGUUACUCUCAGUGCCAAUGUAUGACCGACUUUUCGUUCCUUUCAUGCGCCAGAGAACCGGACACCCCAGAGGAAUCACAUUGCUUCAAAGACUUGGAAUUGGAUUUUCAAUCCAAAUCAUAGCAAUUGCAAUUGCUUAUGCAGUUGAAGUUAGAAGAAUUCAUGUCAUAAAAGCGAAUCACAUUUUGGGUCCUAAAGAGAUUGUCCCUAUGAGUAUAUUUUGGUUGUUACCGCAAUAUGUUCUCAUUGGUAUAGCAGAUGUUUUCAAUGCAAUUGGAUUGUUGGAGUUUUUCUAUGAUCAAUCCCCUGAAGAUAUGCAGAGUCUUGGAACAACUUUCUUCACAAGUGGAAUCGGUGUUGGGAAUUUCUUGAACAGCUUUUUGGUGACAAUGACUGAUAAGAUAACAGGAAGAGGGUAUAGAAAAAGUUGGAUAGCUGAUAACUUGAAUGACUCUCACUUGGAUUACUAUUACGGGUUUCUUUUGAUCAUGUCAAGUGUUAACUUGUUGGUGUUUCUUUGGGUUUCAAGUAGGUACAUUUAUAAGAAGGAGUCGACAAGGGUCAAAGAGGCGCUUUGUGUUGAAAUGGAGGUUAACCCGACUUUGGAUGCAUCUCUUGGUCUACAAGUAUGA
Messenger RNA from Lathyrus sativus (Indian pea), 1767 nucleotides. NCBI's taxonomy places the organism in Eukaryota, Viridiplantae, Streptophyta, Magnoliopsida, Fabales, Fabaceae. The record is from the annotation of a GenBank genome assembly.